CUUUGCUGCCCCCCCCCAGGACCCCCAGCCCCCCCGGCGAGGUGUCCCCAGAGCCCCCCCCGGCGCUGCCGUCGCUGUCCGAGUCACUGCUGGGCUCCGACGAGGGGGAGCAGGAGGACCCCCGGGAUUACUGCAAAGGGGGGUAUUACCCGGUUCGGAUCGGGGACCUUUUCCACGGGCGCUACCACGUGGUUCGCAAGCUGGGCUGGGGACAUUUCUCCACCGUGUGGCUCUGCUGGGACCUCCGGAGGAAACGUUUCGUGGCGCUGAAGGUGGUGAAAAGUGCCCCCCAAUACACGGAGACGGCCCUGGACGAGAUCAAACUGCUGAAAUGUGUGCGGGAUUCAGACCCCAGCGACCCCAACCGUGAGAACAUCGUGCAGCUCAUCGACGACUUCAAGAUUUCCGGGGUCAACGGUGUCCAUGUUUGCAUGGUGCUGGAGGUGCUGGGGCACCAGCUGCUGCGCUGGAUCAUCAAAUCCAACUACCAGGGGCUGCCCCUGCCCUGCGUCAAGAGCAUCGUCCGGCAGGUUGGGGG
This is a messenger RNA of Pyrgilauda ruficollis (rufous-necked snowfinch), 538 nucleotides long. RefSeq names its product SRSF protein kinase 3-like. Gene Ontology annotation, molecular function: ATP binding; protein kinase activity. Gene Ontology annotation, biological process: spliceosomal complex assembly; protein phosphorylation; regulation of mRNA processing. The transcript is spliced from 5 exons. Lineage: Eukaryota; Metazoa; Chordata; Aves; Passeriformes; Passeridae. The annotation marks the transcript as partial. The record is from RefSeq and is a predicted model, not a curated record.